ACGAAGAUGAUGAGCCUCCUCUUACGAUUACACUCGCACACUUCUCCUAGGUCUUCUUCUUCUUUCAUCAGAAGCCUCUCUUUCUUAUCAACCCACCCAAUACCACAACCACCCCUUAAGCCCUCUCAACUCUUAAAUCCUCCUCCUCCUUCUUCUUCUUUGAUUGGUUUCUCUCCUAAACCCAGACCCACUAUAUUUUCUCCCUCUACCCUUCGCUUCCUGACCACCCAAUCCUCUGAGGAUUUCGACGAUUACCAAGAUGAUAACUUUUUAGGUGAAGAAACAGAAGAGGGAGGAACAUCAGAUGGAUGGGAAGAAGGGAAUAGUACAGAUGGUUGGGAGGACGAGGAUGUCGCCGAGCCUAUGGUUGGUGAUGGAGGCGAUGGCGGUGGAGUGGUGUUCCAUGGUGUUCCCUGGGGUGAGCGGGCACUGUCCAUUGCUCGUGAGGUGUUGGCACAGUUUUUUGAUGACAUGAAGCUCUUCUCUUUCAAGACUACUCCUCGAGGAUAUGUGUUUGUGAGACUGGACAAACUAUCAAACGAAUAUGGGUGUCCAAGCAUGGAGGAGCUUGGACGCUACAGUAAAGAAUACAAGAGAAAGUUGGAUGAUGUUGGAGCACUUGGAGAAAUACCUGAAGAUUUGGCUGUUGAGGUAUCAUCUCCUGGUGCGGAGAGGUUACUAAAGGUACCAGAUGAUUUACCUCGGUUUAAAGACAAGGCCUUGAGAGUAUGCUAUUUAGAAGAUGUGGAUUCUAAACGCCCAGAAAAGGAUGGGGUAUUUAUGCUGGAGUCUGUUGAGACAGAGUCAGAGAGCUGUGUGUGGAAGUUGGCAAAUGUGAAGGAAAACAGGGAUCCAGACAGCAAAGAUGCAAAGGAUUCAUAACAUGCAAGUCCCUUUCAAGAAGCUAGCACUGAUCAAGCAAACUAAAUGAUGAUACCUCUCCUUUCAACUGAUUAUGACUAAAAGAUGAAGAGACGAGGCAGGUCCAUAUCAUCAUGCUAGCAAUUACGGAGCUGCAAAACCGAUCAAUGAUUCAAAUUAAUGUAAGCAAAGUAGCAUUCCAUCUCUAUCAUAGAAUUAAUUCCCUGCUACUAGCAUUGUAGUCAUCUUUAUUUCAUUAUAGGAGUCUCUCCUUGGCUUCUAGGAAUCAAAUAGUUUUACUAUAUUAUAGAUCAUUUUUCUUUUUCUUAUUUUCUGUUUUUGUAUCAUGAAUUGUUUUGUUUGUUGGAUACAACUGUUUGAUGAAUGUGGACUACUGAAUAUAUCAGAAAGAUUCUGCAG
Molecule: messenger RNA, 1281 nt
Organism: Fragaria vesca subsp. vesca
Lineage: Eukaryota; Viridiplantae; Streptophyta; Magnoliopsida; Rosales; Rosaceae
Exons: 6
Coding region: 7-882 (291 amino acids)
Source: RefSeq, a predicted model, not a curated record